AUGCCUUUCAAGGACCUGUUGAAGAAGAAGGAUAAGGGAGAGGAGCAGCAGCAGGAUACAGCGGCAGCGGAAGAGCAACCUGUGUUCCUAUUCAUGCGUUCGGACACGAAUACCCAAGAGCUCAUUCGACCGCCCACGUUCAGCUCCCACAACACGCCAGACGAUCCACCGUACGCAGAUACGCGCAACGAGUCCAAGACCAGUCGCCUGUUCAAGGGACGCUCGAGAAGUGGUUCUGUGGUAUCCACGGCAUCCGUUUCGUCGCGCGCGAGCCAGAAGUCCAACACCAAGUCUCCCAACUCGAGGAGAUUGUCAGAGCGCCUGCAUUUGAAGAAGGCCGAGCCGACCUCUGAAAGCGUGCCCCAAGAUCUGCCAGAUAUACAGCUGGCAACUGGAGAGGAAGAUGGUGGGGAUGGAGCUGAGUCACAGUGGGAGAAGAGAGCAACGAUGCUGGCCAGAAAGAAUGAGCAGUCACGAAGUCGACCUGCCACGCCGCUUGGGGGUUCAACGACGGAUCUGGGAUCAUUCAAUGAUAUGUCGAUAAGUGGGAGACCUGGCAGUGCAGGACGCCAUGAGAGCGUCGUAUCAACGAAACAGACAGAUGAUAAUAUUCAGGAAGCUAUCAGACUCCACGAAGCUGGUGAAUUGGUGACUUCUACAAGCAUGUUUGGACGAUUGGCCGAUCCGAAUGGAGAGAACAAUGCUCUGAGUCAAGUGCUGUAUGGACUCGCUCUUCGACACGGCUGGGGUUGUAAACCUGAUCCAGCUGAAGCUGUGAAGUACCUCUCGGAAGCGGCGUCGAAUGCGGCGUCAGUCGAAGAUCUCGCGCUUCAAGCGGGGAUGAAGAAAGGAGGGGCAGCGAAAGGCGAACUUGUGCUUGCAAUUUUCGAGCUUGCCAAUUGCUUCCGACAUGGUUGGGGAGUGCAGAUUGACAAGUUCGCAGCCAAACAGUACUACGAAACAGCUGCAAAUUUGGGCGACACAGAUGCCAUGAAUGAAGUCGCUUGGUGCUACAUGGAGGGCUUUGGGUGCAAAAAAGACAAGUACGCAGCAGCGAAAUACUACAGGUUCGCGGAACAGGCUGGGAGUAAGACCUUGGGCAAUUCCUGGAUCUGGAAGGAAAAAUACGAUCCUGACAAAACUGUCCCGAAGAAGUCAAAGUAG
Messenger RNA from Mollisia scopiformis, 1164 nucleotides. Its product is annotated as HCP-like protein. Gene Ontology annotation, molecular function: protein binding. The coding region runs from base 1 to 1164 and encodes 387 amino acids. The transcript has 6 exons. Lineage: Eukaryota; Fungi; Ascomycota; Leotiomycetes; Helotiales; Mollisiaceae. The record is from RefSeq and is a predicted model, not a curated record.